GAGGGCCAAUGCUAACACAGCGUUUAGGAGGGGGAGGGGGUGGUGGGUUUUUUGUUUUGUUUUGCUUUUCACGUUUAAAUGUAUAAAAUUGAGUUGUUAAGCAAGUCUUUGUACAUUUUAACACAUAAUCUUCCCAAAUAACACACAAAGUUAACACAAUUUAUUUGAUUUAGUUAAAAAAUUAAUCCCACUCACAUUAAUCCAAUAAAAUUGUAAAUAGUAAAUAUUAUUUUUCUGAAUUUUUUGUUUACAUUUUUCUAAAAAAAGAGAAAUAUGUUCAUUUCAAAAUAAAAAAUGGUGUAAUUUAACUAAAUAAAGGUACCGGGUAACUAAAUUUUUAACACAUAUUAUCAUAGAACCACAAAAAUAUGAUACUUUUUUUUUAUUACCCACCCCUUACCCUUUUUUACUUUAUAUAAUAUAGCAUACCCAUUGGACCCCCCCCCCCUUCCCCAAAUAUUAUAUACGAUUUCGAGGAACCACACACACAUAAUUUUUUUUAUUACCCCCCCCUUCCCCUUUUUUACUUUAUAUAAUAUAGCAUACCCAUUGGACCCCCCCCCCCCUUCCCCAAAUAUUAUAUACGAUUUCGAGCAACCACACACACAUACAGAUAAAAACGAAUCAUUUCCAAACAAGCAAAUUUCAAGCAAAAAACAAAAAAAUAUAUUUUGUACUUAAAAAUGUGCUUUUUAUUUUAAGCAAAAGAUACAUUUUGUUUUCAGUAAUCUAGGCUAAUUGAUAUACAUUGAAGAAGCAGAAAUUUUGCUAAUAUAAUAAUCAAUGAAACAAAUUAAAUAAAAAGAAUUGUUAUAUAAAAUUGCUCUCUACCAACCCCACCUCAUAUUAACACAAUACAAUGAUAACCCCUACCCCAUUCGCGUUAUAUAUGUGCACGGUCUCUUAGCAUGGGCAUGGUACAGGUGGUGGAUGUUACAACUCUUUACACAAAAAUUGGCUUAAAAGUUAAUCUUGUGAGAUUUAGGACGGGUGACAACUUACAACCACAACUCUUGCAAGGCGCAGUGUCACAAUUUAGGGUUGGUUAGGAAUUAAGCCCCAAAGCCUAAAAAGAAUAAAUGACGUUUUUAGCGGGAUGGUCACGUUUUUAUGAUGGCAUCUGACUGAGCCAAUUUCAACGUUGCAUUACAUAUAAAAAUUGUCAAUCGCUACUGAAGUAGAUACCCCCCCCCCCUAACUUUCAAUUAGCUUUGUGGGUGUGAAUAUUAGGAUUGGAUAAAUUAUCGUGAUGUUAGUGUCAUAGUAAAAUAUGCAUUUAAGACUAUUCUGAAGUGUGAUAAAAAAGCUGUCAAGCCCUGCUCAGUACUAUUUAGCAUGUCACGACCCCGAAGAACUAUUUCUAUAAUUUAUAUUCCCCACAAUAUGGCCAUAUAUAUGGGUUAAAAUUAAAAAUGAAUGGGGAAAGUUAUAAAAAAUGUCUACAAUACUACAAUAUUAUUUUUUACAUCAAAUUUUUUUAGAUUGUAUUCAGAAAAAAUUUAAAGCAUAUCCUUUAUUGAAAUUAUAUAAAAGUUACGGUGUACGUAACUUACCAAACCUUGUGGUUUGUACGGAGUUCAUGCCUUUGAAUAUCAUAUCAUUUUUAUGAGACUUGCAACUUCCGUAGCAACAAAAAUGGCGGAUGGCGACAAUGAAGCAAAUUUAGUAUCUACCAAGAAGAAUGUGAAAAAGAAGGGAUUACCACCAAUGUCUCCUAGAUCUAGUGAACUCAAUGGUGAUGCCGAAAUAAAAAAAGUUAAGAGGAAAAUUAAAAAGAAAUUACCGAAUACUGAAAAUCAAUCUACAGAGCCUAAUAAACCUCAUGAUUCUGAUGCUGAUGAAGGAGACCCAGCAGAGGUAAAACAACUAAUAAUUAGCACAAAAUUUUUAAAUUAUAAUUGAAUUGCAUACGUGGUAAUGCAAAGAAUGGAUGCCAUAUUUUUUCCCCAUGUAAACUCUAAACCUAACCUGAACCGUAAAUCAACUAAAUGUAUCCCUAAACCUAACCUGAACCCUAUACUAGAUACUUCGGUAAACCAAGGGAGACUACUAUUUUUUGUGAAUCGGAAAUGGCAAUCAGUGCCGAAAAAUCUGCGUUUUUAAUUUUCCGAUGUGUGUGUCUAUUUAUUAUUAAAUGAUUACUUUUGACAUAUAUUUGAGUUCCGUUUCCGGCCUUAUAUUUAGGUAGACGUCUUGGCCUACAUUUACACUGAUUUGUUUUAAUUUUUCAAUCGACCUGUAUUUUGAGAUAAGGCAUCUUUGCAUCAAAAAAUUUGGUUGAAAUAUUCAAAGUAGGUCUUUCUUAUUAAUUGUAGGCCUGCAUAAUUUAUUGAAGUAUAUGUGUGCAAAAUCUCAUUGGGAUAGCUCAUUAAACAUUUUUUCUAUGUUCUUCAAUGUAGACCUAAUUAUGCAUAGGUCGCUCACCGCAAAUCCUAUAGACUAUAGGGGAGUGGCCACACCCCCUUUUUGAUGGCGGAAGACGCCGUUUAGCUACAGGUUGCAAAUAUAAUUUUUGUUUCAGUAUGACAACAACAUUAUUAAAUAUUUUAAUUAGAAAAAACAAGAAAAUCUCAAUUAUCAACUUGAAAUAAAAUAUAUUGAAAUCAUAUAUCUGCCAUGUUGUGGUUAUACUUAUUCUAGAAGUAAGGAACUGAAGCAGUCACUGGUGACUGAUGUGACACAUAUUUGUGCAACCGUUGCUAGGGGCAACAUUAUUACUCAUUAUUACCCGUGCUGUAUAUAAAUAUUGUCACAUAGAGUUAUAGAGAGCCCCAGUUGUUCAUAAGUUAGUUGAAGUAUAUUUAAUUAAAUAUAAACGUAAAACCCCUUUUAAGUACUGACUUGAACUUAUUUUUAGUCAGUUUUUGUCAGACUUGAGUUUGGGCAUUCAAAAUCUCAGUGUUUCAUUACAUUGUUGUUGUUGUUUGUUUUUUUACCAUAAAUUAAUUUUAUUUUACCUCACCUCAACCUGUUUGAAAUGUUUUUAUUAAUCCAUUUUCUUGAACCAGAAAACUUCUUUUUUAUUUGCUAUAUUUUUAUGAAUGAAAUUCCAGAAUGGCAGAAGCAAUCAAUAAAUCUUGUGAUUUAGAGGAGCUUUUAAGCUGUUAUUAAAAUCUUGGCAAUGACUUUAUGCAAAUAAGAAAAGUUUUAAUAGCACUGCUAGGGCAUUACUUUUAGAAGUGCCAACUCCAAAUGUUAUGGAGGUUAAUGCAAGUAAUAUAAAUAAAUUACAAUUAAAAAUAAGAAAUCUGUAUUAUUGUAAAUAUGUCAUUAUUUGACAAAUUAACAAAAUUCAAAUCAAAGUAUUGGGAUGAAAUUGUGAAACUUUUAUCAGAAAAGUUUCCUCUUUUUGAUGUAGCAAAUCCAGCACCAAAUUUAGAUGCAGAUUUUCAAAAUGUUAGUACUUCAAAUCCUGUAUCAUCAACUGGUGGAUCAGCUCCUUCCACCAGUAACCCAGGUCCCUGUAUAAAUGACCCAGAUCCCUUCACCACUGACCCAUGUACAUCCACCACUGAUCCAGGUCCAUCUACCAGUGAUCCAGGUCCAUCCACCAGUAACCUUUAAGUUUACGAAAGGAUUGUCAUAAUUGUGCUUUAAAGAGAAAGAUAAAUGAGAAACUUGCUGGACAAAAUAAAAAACUAAAAAGUUAAAAGGAAGCUAUUAAAAAGCAAUAUAAAGUUAAACAAGUUAAUAGAAAACUGAAAAGACUAACGGCAAGAAUACAAAUAAAACAGCAAAGAAAAAGAGAUAUCAUAAAUAAAAAUUCAACAUUAAAUAACACAGUUAAAGUUUUACAGAAAAAGCAAGGUAUGCAUAAAUUAAUUAUUAGUAGUCUUAAAAUAUCUCAAAAAUAUUUAGAAGAUUUAAAAAAAAACCCAUAAAGAUGCUCAUCAAGAUUCAUGACAUGGAAUAUUUUAAAAUUUGUAAAUAGGCAUGCUUAACAUUGAAUAAGUGCAUGUUUUAUUAAAAUUGCAGCAUCACAUUGCAUGCACUGAUUUUUACAGUGGUAAUUUAAUCCAGUUAGAUUGAAUUAUUAUUAUUUUUUUAAAGCUAUGGUUUUUAUUUAAAAGAAUUUUUUUUUCUCGAUUGGGUUGGUUUUUAAAAAAAAUUGAUACAUAAGUCCUAUAGAUGGCUAAAUACAAACAAUGCAUGGACAUUUUCUGUAUUUAAUUAAUUUUUAAGAGAAUCCUUAAUAUAAAGUGUAAUUCCCCUUAAUUUUACCUCGUAAACUUUGAAAAUAAAAAAGUUAUGAUUUUUUUAAAGAAUUAAAUCAUUGCCAUUUUGUAGACUGUUUGGUAAAUUUGAAUAAAAUUAAUUUAAAAAAGGACUUUUCCUGAAAAUGUUCUCUAUUUUUUUGUUUUUUCUAUGAAGUAUAAUGAUAGCGAAGCUUCCCUGUUAAUUAGAGAUUUUUUCAUUAAGUUAUGACAUAGUUAUAGCUGAAAAUCAAAAAAAAAAAAAAAAAAAAAGAGGGUACCAAAAUUUUGAGAAAAAUGCAUGUUAAAAAAUGACAAAAAUAACAGUUUUUCAAAAAUUCAUAACUUUAAAACUACAAUAGCUAAAAAUUUGAUUUUGGUGUCUAAAUUCUGUUAAAAAUAAGCUCUAUUCAAUUAUGUCAUUGAUUCAUUUUUUUCACCAAAGUGCCUACCUAUACUAUAUACUAUAUGAGUAUCCCUAAACCGGCUGAAAUUAAGAUAGAAUGCCAAGACGUCUUUUGGGUGUUUACGUGUGGUAGUCACUUCCCUUUGUUUAUUUUUUUUUAUGUAUUAGUAUUCGUACGCUGAUGGCAUGUCUUGUAUUAAAAUUUUAAUUGGUUGAUAAAUUAUAAUUUUAAAUUAUCAUUGGUUGGCUAAUUAUCAUAUUAUAUGGCUAUUCGUACCCGGGUACCAGAAAUGAGAGGUUGGGAUUAAAAAAAUAUUAAAAAUUUUAUUGUUGGAUUUGUAUGACAAAAUGAGGUAUCAAAUGAAAGAUAAUUGAAUUGACUUUAUGUUUGUAAACUUAAUUCUUCAGUUUAACUAAAAUAAACUACCACAAAUGACAUCUGAAUAGCACUGAGUCCAAAUGGACCCAGACAUGCAGCGGCGCCAUUCGCACCCGGUAGUUUAUUUUAGUUAAACUGAAGAAUAGUGUAACAAUAGUGUAAUUAAAUUGAAGAUCGUUAAUAUCACUAGCUUUGGUAUCAUUUUUCUUUGUAUACUAAUUUUCUUUCCAUUUUUACAUAUUGUUCAUCUAAGGUGCCAAAGCUUAUCAAAUAUAUCACUACGAAAAUUGGCGCUUAUGCAAAUCAGUAUAUACUAUACUGUAGAGAAAUAUUUUAAAUUAAAAGGAUAUAUAUUAUAAUCCAGGCCCUCCAAAGUGAAAGAGUGAGGAAACAUAACACAAUUUUAUGACAAAAAAGUCCUUCUAUAUAUGAAAUAUCCACUAACAUCCAAAAAAAAAACCCACAGAUUUAUCUGGGCUUACUUCAGUUGCUAUUACAAAUUUAGUAGUAGUCUCCCUUGCUUUACUGAAGUGCCUAGUAACUACAAAUACAUAAGGCACAAUAAGAUUAAGAACUUUAAAACUAAAACGUAAGUGAAGUAAAAAUUGAUUCUUCGCUCCCAUUGGGCCAUUUAUAUAUAAAAAAAAAACUUUUUGAGUCAUAUGGUUUUAUUAAGACAUCUAAAAAUUAUUUUUCAUGCUAUUAAAAUAUGUUUGGUUUUAUGUAAUAUUAUUGUCAAUAGUUAAUAAAGUUAUAAGAUCUACAAUAAUUUUUUUGGGAUAUACUUUAUGCAUACAUGUAAUCUAACUAAUUAAUGCCUUUGCUUUCAAAGAAUAAACAUUUUAAAAUAAAGGGGGAGCUUUCAACUGAACAAUAAAUGAUUUAUUACAGAACAAACCAACCCCAAGGCGUAGAAGAAAACGCUCUCCAAGUCAAGCUAAGGCAACUGAUGAUGAAAUAACUUCUCCUGCAUCAGCCACAGCAACACCUAGAAAGAAAAAGAAGAAACCAAAAGCAGAAAAAACUGAUGAAAUCAGAACCCAAAGUCCUAGUGUAGGGGAUCAGUUGAAUAAUAAGGUUAAUUUUUCUUUAUUAAAUAUUUAACUUGCAUUUAUUAGCCACCAUUUUCCUAAUUAUUUUAAAUUUUGAGAGAAACAAAAAAAUUGAAUGUAAAAAUUUUAUUGUCAUCAGUGGCGUAGCAAGUUAGUGCCACCCGAGGUAUGCCAUGAUUUUUGUCUCCCUCUUACACAAAAAAACCCCCUAUGCAGUUGGCUAAAAAUGAGGCUAAAAAUGAGGCCCCUCCAUAUAAAGAAAAAAAGUAAACCCCCCCCCUCCCCCCCCCCUCUACACCACCCUUCCUACAUCACUGAUGCUCAUGAUAGUUUUUUUUUGUUCUUUAACACAAAAAAACCCCCAAUGCAGUUGGCAAAAAAUGAGGCUAAAAAUGAGGCCCCCCCAUAUAAAGAAAAAAAGUAAACCCCCCCCCUCCCCCCCCCCUCUACACCACCCUUCCUACAUCACUGAUGCUCAUGAUAGUUUUUUUUUGUUCUUUUCUCAAAUAAAAAUGUUAAAUUUUCACUUUCAAAUGAAUCAUUAGGAUAGCCAAGGAAGCAAAACAAGUCUCAUAUCAAAAGAUGAGACAACGCCGAGAAAGAAAACAGCCAGAAAGAAAAAGAAAGUUAAAAAAGUGGAAGAAGGGGUAGAUGAAUUUGGUGACACUCCCUGGGCUGAUGAUCUGCGGACAAUGAGAGAUGAUAUCAUCAUUGGUGAUGGUGAGAAGAAAACUGAAGAGCUUGGAGAGGUCAUUGAAGAGAAGAAGCAGCCCUUGACAACCUUCUUCACCACACCCAUUCUUCGAAGUCAACCUGUGGAUAAGAUAUUUAUUGAAACCAGUAGUAAGUAUUAUUUGACCAUUACAGGGUUUAUCAUUUUAGAGCCGGCAUGAAGUCUUGAAUAUUUAAAUUUUGCUGCACAUGUCAUAUAGCUUUUCGUUUGUUAUUUAUGUUUGUAAAUUAAUCAUGACUUAAAGAUGUGCUUAAUUUAACAAUUCAUUAUUUAUGUUUGUAAAUUAAUCAUGACUUAAAGAUGUGCUUAAUUUAACAAUUCAUUAUUUAUGUUUGUAAAUUUAUCAUGACUUAAAGAUGUGCUUAUUCAAUAAUUCAUUAUUCUGAUAACUCUGGAUAAAGUAAAUAGAUUCCCAUUCAGAUUAAAAAUAUUGAUAAAACUUAAAUAAAAGUUAUAGUCAGCUAGCUGCCACACAUAUAAAGUAUAUGUUGUAUAAAGCACCAUAUACCUUUACAUUAUUAGCCACCAUUUUCCUAACUAUUAUAAAUUUUGAGAGAGACAAAAAAAUUGAAUGUAAAAAUUUUGAGAGCUUGGAGAGGUCAUUGAAGAGAAGAAGCAGCCCUUGGCUGCCACAAAUAUAAAGUAUAUGUUUUUUAAAGCCCCAUAUUUCUUUACGGAACAGUUCAUAUUUUUAGUGAUGUGGCAAAAACUGGUCAUUCGCUUAGAUAGUCUCUUCAUCAUUCAAUUCUGGCAGCAGAUAUCAACAUCUGGAUGCCUUGAGUGAUCUCCUGUUUGCUGAGUCCACAUUCCAAUCAUUUAAUUUAGUUCAUUUUUAAAACAUUUUAUAAAAUGGACUGAUAUGUUUUGUAUGGUGGUGUUUUCUUAACACUUUUUGAUAGCUAUUUUUGCUAGGAUCUCAUCAUUGUCCAUCUCAUAAUAGCUAUUUUUGCUAGGAUCUCACCAUUGUCCAUCUCAUAAUAGCUAUUUCUGCUAGGAUCUCACCAUUGUCCAUCUCAUAAUAGCUACUUCUUCUUAGGAUCUCACCAUUGUCCAUCUCAUAAUAGCUACUUCUUCUUAGGAUCUCACCAUUGUCCAUCUCAUAAUAGCUAUUUCUGUUUAGGAUCUCACCUUUGUCCAUCUCAUAAUAGCUAUUUCUGCUAGGAUCAUACCAUUGUCCAUCUCAUAUUAGCUAUUUCUGCUUAGGAUCUCACCGUUGUCCAUCUCAUAAUAGCUAUUUUUGUUUAGGAUCUCACCAUUGUCCAUCUCAUAAUAGCUAUUUCUGCUUAGGAUCUCACCAUUGUCCAUCUCAUAAUCUCAUAAUAGCUACUUCUGCUUAGGAUCUCACCAUUGUCCAUCUCAUAAUAGCUACUUCUGCUUAGGAUCUCACCUUUGUCCAUCUCAUAAUAGCUACUUCUGCUUAGGAUCUCACCAUUGUCCAUCUCAUAAUAGCUAUUUCUGCUAGGAUCUCACCAUUGUCCAUCUCAUAAUAGCUAUUUCUGCUAGGAUCUCACCAUUGUCCAUCUCAUAAUAGCUAUUUCUGCUUAGGAUCUCACCAUUGUCCAUCUCAUAAUAUCUAUUUCUGCUUAGGAUCUCUCCAUUGACCUUCUAAUACAGUAAUGACAUUUAUAAAAAUAGUAUGUGGUGGAUAAUCCAAAAUUUGGAUUCAUCAUGUUUUCUUUGUUUUAUUUAGUCCACUGUUGGACAUAUGAAUUAGUUAUUGUCUUAAGUUUUCUCUAUGCAUGAAGAUGAUUUAGUUGACAGUCCACAUUUUUGGACCACAUUGUAUAAUAGUGUCUUAAGUGCAAAAAAAUAAACAAGGAAUAUCUUUUUCCUUUACCUAGUUAUUAAAAUGUUAUGUGUGAUUUAUGGUCAUGUGUUUUACACUAUUUUUGGCUGAAGAGGCAUGUGGAUAUUUUCUUUCGAAUGUGGUAUUGAUAUGAAAGCACCUAAUAGAUUGACAAAGUUUCUAAGGUAUACAUAUGGCUCGCACCCCCCUCCCCUCACCCACAUGUCUGAUCUUAACGUCUAUAAAAUGUAUUCAAUUAUGGGCAACAAUUUAAAGUAUCCACAUACAGGCACUGUGCUUAUUGUAAAAGAAAUAAUAUUUAGUUUUUCAGUGAUCAUCAAAAAUGUAACCAGGAAUAUGAGAACAGUGGCCUGUUGAGGCAUAGACGCAUACAAUUUUUUUCAGGAAUAAAUUUUUGGUUCGCAUGUUUACAAAAAAUGUUUCUACGUAUUUUAUGGCUCGAUGAAAUGUUUAUUUAAGAAGGCGUGUUACAAUCAAUCAUCAUGAAAGUUUUCCUGAUAUUUUGCUUUACAGGUAAAUUUAAAGGCCAGAGCAAAAGUUCACUGGCCAGACAACGGAUGGAAGAGACGGUCAAGCCUAUGGAGCCAGUGUCCUUCCCCAGGACGACCACCAUUGACUUUGCGCUGGCCUCACACAAAAUAUUCAGAGUCGUGACUUUGUUUCUCCACGGCCUGACGGCAGGACUCUCCUUGUGGCAGAUGGUGACCGUCUUUUCCCUGUCCUCAUUCUCCAGCGAUGAUUUCUUGCUACACUACUAUCGCGUUUCAAUGCCACUGCAGUGCUCCUAUUACUUUUUAUUGAUUGUGUGCACAGUAUCAGUCUGUGACAGGUCCGUUAUUUUUUUUUUUACUCAUUCUCCAGCGAUGAUUUCUUGCUACACUACUAUCGCGUUUCAAUGCCACUGCAGUGCUCCUAUUACUUUUUAUUGAUUGUGUGCACAGUAUCAGUCUGUGACAGGUCCGUUAUUUUUUUUUUUUCUCAUCUUUAUUAUUUUUUUUGGUCCAUUUAAAGACAUGAUUUAAAUAACCUAUACAUGAUUUCAAAUUCUACGUCUAAUAACUGUGUUACGCACUGACUUGUAUUGGGAGAAAUUAAUCUCCUAUUUUAAUUUUAAUUGGCUCGUUGUAAGCAGUGCCUAACAAAGGACGAUACCAUAGAACCAACAAUAUUAAAGAUACGACCCAAAACAGUUUCUAGUUACAAUUUAAUUAAGAUUUAUUAUGUCUUAAGAUAAUUACAAAAUAAAAUAAAAUAAAAUUACAAUCUUCAACUUACAGUAUGGUAGAUCUCGUACCGGUACACAGUUAAUACAAUUAGAAAUAAUGAUACCAAUAAAUAAUGCGAAAUAAACACAUAUAAGUAGGUGUACACAAAUACACAAAGAAUAAAACAGGCCUCGUAAUGUUAAGAAAAUUUGUCUGAAAUCUCCGUCCCUCUGUAUCUGUCAAUCCUUUAUAUAUAAUAUGUAGAGUAAGACGCUUCCAGAAGGGCUUAUGACGUGUUGUUUACAUAUCUCGGGUUAAGGAGUACAUUCUAGAAGGUACCCGGAGUCAUUAUACCCAAUGCGUAAUUGGAAGCCGAUUGUAAACACUAUACUUCAAAGGCCUAAGCCACAUCCCUUUGUGAACACAGCGUCUCAUGCGGGGUCAAUCAGAGGGCACGCACGAGAAAUAUGAUGUAAACAAGCUCUCUAUAACAACUGCUACUCUCAUACAUCUAAUAACUGCUACUCUCAUACGUCUAAUAACUGCUACUCUCAUACGUCUAAUAACUGCUACUCUCAUACGUCUAAUAACUGCUACUCUCAUUUUAUUCAUAAGUAAUUCUUUUGUGCCUCAAUAUGUUUUGUUUAUGAUUAAAUUUAACAAAAAUGCAAAAAUUUGACUAGAUAGAUUUUAAAACCUUAAUAAAAUGAUAGGAAGUCUCAAAAUUCAUUUAAUAACAAAAAAAAUCAGAUAAUACCUCAAUAUGUUUUGUUUAUGAUUAAAUUUAACAAAAAUGCAAAAAUUUGACUAGAUAGAUUUUAAAACCUUAAUAAAAUGAUAGGAAGUCUCAAAAUUCAUUUAAUAACAAAAAAAAUCAGAUAAUAAAUAACGUGUUACUUGUUAUGGUAGUACUUUUAUCAAGACAGGAUUUAAAUAGUUUAUGUCUUGCAACCAGGGAAUUUUGGCAGAGCUUUGCUCCAGGUACUGUUACGUGAUGUGGUGAAGGGGGUUCAUGACACAUACCUGGUAGAAGAGUGGGGCAACAUAGCUGGUAGAAGAGUUGGGCAACAUAGCUGGUAGAAGAGUGGGGCAACAUAGCUGGUAGAAGAGUUGGGCAACAUAGCUGGUAGAAGAGUGGGGCAACAUAGCUGGUAGAAGAGUUGGGCAACAUAGCUGGUAGAAGAAUGGCACAACAUAGCUGGUAGAAGAGUUGGGCAACAUAGCUGGUAGAAGAAUGGCACAACAUAGCUGGUAGAAGAGUGGAGGGAAACAGCUGUAAAAAAGUAGGGGCAACAUAGCUAAUACAAGAGUGAGGAAAAUUAGCUGGUACAAGAUUGGGGGAUCAUAGCAAUAGGAGAAUGGGGAGAACAUAGCCGCUAGAGUAUUGGGGCAUCAUAGCUGGUAGAAGAGUGGGAGAUCAUAGCUAUAAGAGAAUGGGGAGAACAUAACCACUAGAGUAUUGGAGGCAACAUAGCUGGUUGAAGAGUGGUGCAUCAAUGUUAAUAAAUUAUCUUUAUAAAUUAAAAAAGUACAAAUUAUAAUUUUAAAAAAAAAUUAAAACAUUAAUCAAAAUUUUUGAAGCUGGGAGCAAUAAGCAAUUUUACCGCUUGAGCUCUGUGAAAGACCCUUCACCAGAGCUCCAGCUUUAAUCUUCACUCCAAGCUCCAAUCCAAAUCCCUGCUUGCAGUUUAUGUUUGAUAUCAAUAUUUUAUACAAAUUCAGAAAAUCAGCAUGACAUUUUAAAUAACACGUUAUUUUUCACUUUUUUAAAAAAGUUUGCGCAAUUUUUAAUCCUCAUAAUUGUAUAACUCUACUUUUGAAAAAAAAAAAUCUAGGUUUGACAUUGGCAAUCCAACACGACGGUUUGUUUUACGGGCACUGACCUUACAGAAUGGUGCCGUAGCUAUAGUUUUCAGCCUGGUUGCCUUAAUUCUCAACAUUGUAGCUAUUCGAUAUGAUGACAAGAUGUACCUGUACAAGGAGUUUAAGGAUCUCUACACAGAUGAUAAUGUGAGUCCCGGAUGUUUAUCUAGCGUGUGAUUGUGCUUUGAUCAGCACAUGUGUUUCGGCUAGUUUGAGUGAGUUAGCACCAUUUCCGAAUGUAACCAACAGUUAGGUAGUAAAAUUUAAAAAACAAAUAUUUGAUGUGCAAAUAACAUUGUGACAGCCCAGGCUACUGCUUUAAAUUUUACUCUAACUCAGUUGUAGUUGUGGGUAUUUAGAGUCACGAAACAGAAAGUAACUGCUUAAACGUUUGAUAUGAACUUUUGAGUUGAUCUCCAGGGAUUUUGUUGUCCUUGUCUCACUUGUCUAAAUGUCACAUUUUGCUACCCUCAUAUUACUUGUCUUGAGUUCACAUUUUUUACCCUAAUUUCACUUGUCUCAAGGUCACAUAGUGUUGCCUUCAUUUCACUUGUCUUAAUGUAACAUUUUGAAGAAUUUUGUGGUCCCCAUUUCACUUGCCUGAAGGUCACAUUGUGUUGUCCUCAUCUAACACAUCUAAUAUUUUUCAUCCCGUCUGUAGUGUUAUUGGCCAUGAUAUAAAUCAAAUACUCCAUUAACCAUUGUUUAACUCUUCAAACAGACGAAAGCUGAGGACAUAACUAUGUUUCAGUCCAUCAACACAGCACGGAGUGUCUUCAUCAUGCUGACCUGGUUUGUACUGUCCAUCACACCAAACUCAGACAGGCUGGGGAAGAACCUAAAAUCAGGAAAAACAGGGCUUGAGAAAGGUUUAGAGAUGGACAGAGUGUCUACUGCGUGAAUCUGAUCCCAGGGCUUCAUUAUCUGAGACAUGAUUUGUUGAACCUCCACCAGCAGCAGUGCCUUUAGCUACUACAUCAAUAUUAACUCAUUCCUUGUACAACUUCACUCUUCAUCUAAACCUUUUUAAGUAAUAAAGUUUAGCAAUUUUCAUUGAUAAAAAAAAAAAAAGAAAAAAGUUGAGAUUAUUCUUUGUUUAGCUGGGGCAACAGUGCAUGAUCUACCAAAAGAACACAUACGUUACCACCAUGCGGAGUGUUGUGCUGUGUGCAAAAUUGUGGCUGCUCUACUAAUCUUUGGUGCACAUAAGGAGAGCCUUCUUGGGGGGAGGGGGGGACACACCUCCUCCCAGCCCCUAUUGCUAAUUGUACAUAGCAAAAUGAAGAAUAUUUUUAAAAAUAAAAUAAGUCAUUAUUUGCUUCAAGUUGCUUUAGUUGAGGGAGUUAGGCCAUAAAAACUAUUUGAAAGGGUUAAACUGUAUUACCUUUCUUGAGUGGGUGGCCGAAAUCCACACAGUGAUUGUUAUUUAAAUUAUAUGGUUUUGUAUUUUUACUGAGCUUCUUGUAAACAUUCAUUGUUAAUUGUGGCUGACCUCCUUGCUACGUUUUUAAAAAAAAACUGGAGUUGAUCAGUGAGUAAGUUGGACAUUUAUAAGAACCCAUAGAAAAAAGUUUUCCACAGAAGCAGGAGAUGAUGGUACCACAUGCCGGUUGCCUCAAGUAGGACAUGGUGGCACCACUUGCCGGCUGCCUCAAGCAGGAGAGAGUGGCACUAGUUGCCGGUUGCCUCAAGCAGGAUAUGGUGGCACCACUUGCCGGUUGCCUCAAGCAGAAUUUCAUUUGAGAUGACCGAAUGAAUGAGAAAAAAGAAAGUUCUCUAAAAAUUAGCAUGGAAUUGUAAUCAUUGAACUUUAUUUUUCUUUAACACAGUAACUUAUUUUCUUUAAUUCAACAUUCCAUAAAACCUGACCAGGUUCCUGUUUCUAAAUAUUAGGCAUACACCGUGUUUUAUACUUCAACAACAUCCACUGAUGAUUUCCUGGCCACAUUCCGUGGGAAGCAUCACCAGGUCUAUCUUAAUAACUUUAAAGUUUGACCUCAGAUAUCAGGAUUUUUUUGGUUAUCUACUGUGGAUACAAAAAUUGACGCAUUUUUAGUGGAUUUCACACAAUGGAACUUUGUAUUGCAAUAAUCAUGCAUUAUUUUAAUUUUUUUUAAAAAUACUUUAAUCACCCCUUUCCAAUCUGUUUAAAUGUAAUAUGUGUAUCCAUUUAUGUGCAUCCCAUGGACUGCAUGCCCUAAGGUUUAAGAACCACUGUUGAAUACUUCAUAAAUAAUUAGUUGCUGUUCAAAAUAUUUUCCUUUUUUUUUCUUCUUCAUAGUUUUUCAAUGCCAAUUAGUGUAAAUAAAUUGUUGAGUAGAAAUAUUGUGAAGACAGGCUCAGGCUGAUUAAAGAUUCAGUCGAGGAUGAUUUAAAAAAAAGGUGGAGUGCUGUAGAUAGGGGCAACCAAAGAUUUAACUUGAUACUUGUUUUGACAGUGGAUAAUUAAAUUUGUUUAUUUGUUAUCUCAAAAAGGUAACAGAUUUAUUGAUAUAUAUCGCUAUAGCGACAGUGACAUGUCCAAAUUUUUUUUAAGCAAAGGGUCAACUGUAUUAUGAUGUAACCACUGUAUCCUGGCCCCAGUUCCUUCAUUUGUAUAUUUUAUUCAUGAUAAUCCGUCCAUAUGAAUGUAACUUAAAUUAAAAAAAUUAUUUUGUUCAUUUUGUUCUCCAGUAGUGCAUAUAAGCCAUUAAGAUUAAAUCUUAACUUGAC
Lymnaea stagnalis (great pond snail) is the source of this 14350-nucleotide messenger RNA. The record is from the annotation of a GenBank genome assembly. Lineage: Eukaryota; Metazoa; Mollusca; Gastropoda; Lymnaeidae.